Molecule: messenger RNA, 1342 nt
Organism: Cynara cardunculus var. scolymus (artichoke)
Lineage: Eukaryota; Viridiplantae; Streptophyta; Magnoliopsida; Asterales; Asteraceae
Product: glycerol kinase-like
Exons: 4
Biological process (GO): glycerol metabolic process; triglyceride metabolic process; glycerol-3-phosphate biosynthetic process
Cellular component (GO): mitochondrion
Molecular function (GO): glycerol kinase activity
Source: RefSeq, a predicted model, not a curated record
AUGCACAAAGAUGCUGGUGAGAAGGAAGAAAUCAAAAACGAAACGGGACAGUUGUUGCUUAGAGUGGACGGAGGGGCCAUUGUCAAUAAAACUCUCAUGCAGAUUCAGUAUGAUGGUAUCACGAAUCAAAGGGUAACGACUGUUGUUUGGAGCAAGUCUACUAGAGUUGCUCUUUUAUAAUUGCGAUAUAUGGAUGUUUGAACCAGUUCAAUUUGUAGGAAAUUGGAGAAAGAAUUAUCAAAGGGAAAAACCCAUUUCCUAGAAUCAUGUGGUUUGCCUAUAAGCACAUAUUUUAGUGCAUUGAAGCUCUUAUGGCUGUUGGAAAAUGUAGAUGUUGUGAAAGACGCUGUUAAGAAAGGGGAUGCUCUUUUUGGAACCAUAGAUUCUUGGUUAAUCUGGAAUUUAACUAGAGGUGUUGAUAAUGGUGUACAUGUGACUGAUGUCUCUAAUGCAUCAAGAACCAUGCUUAUGAUCUUGAAAACACUCAAUUGGGAUGGAUCUACGUUGGAAACACUAAAGAUUCCCAAGGAGAUUUUACCGAAAAUUAUGAGCAAUGCUGAGGUUAUUGGUCAUGAAGGAAAAGGAUGGUUGAUUCCUAGAAUUCCAAUUUCUGGAUGUUUAGGUGAUCAACAUGCAGCAAUGUUGGGUCAAUCUUGUAGGAAAGGAGAAGCCAAAAGCACUUAUGGAACAGGUGCUUUUAUACUUCUUAAUACAGGCGAAGAAGCGAUUCAAUCAACACAUGGGUUGUUGACCACUUUAGCCUUCAAGAUUGGAAAAGAUGCUCCUACAAAUGACGCUCUGCAGGGCUCAAUUGCCAUUGCUGGAGCUGUUGUUCCGUGGCUCAGAGACAGUUUAGGUAGUGAAAUUGAAGAUUUGGCUUCAAAGGUUGACUCAACUGGUGGUGUUUACUUUGUUCCAGCUUUCAAUGGGCUUUUUGCACCAUGGUGGCGUGAUGAUGCCCGUGGUGUUUGCAUUGGGAUUACAAGGUUUACAAACAAAUCUCAUAUAGUCAGGGCUGUUCUUGAGAGUAUGUGCUUUCAAGUGAAAAAUGUGUUGGAUUCAAUGCAUAAAGAUGCCGGUGAGAAGGGGGAACUCAAAAACGAAAAGGGACAGUUCUUGCUUAGGGUGGAUGCGGUUGGAGUUUGGACAGAAGAAGAGAUAUUUUCAAACGGCGAGAGAAUGAAGAAAGACACCACUUUCAAUCCCGUCUUGAAUGAGAAGUUGAGAAAGAAGAAAGUAGCCUCUUGGUGUAAAGCAGUGGAAAAAACUUUUGAUUUGGCUGAUUUGUCCAUCUAAACCAGAAAACCGCAUAGAAAACCGCAUUCAACAGCUUUUCUUUUCU